UUUAAACUGUGUGUAUAACGCGUCAUUUAUUGCGUCUCGAAAAUAAAUUGUACAAAUUAGAUUAGAUUUUGUUGUAUACCAUUUUUAUAAAAUCAAAGACUUAAACGCUUUGUCAUUUAGAAAAUAAAUUUCGCCAUCGUGUGAGUUUAGUUUACGGGUUUAUUUCUUAUCGGUCAAAAUAUGAAAAUCGACUUAUAAAAUCGGUAUAAAUCUUUUAUUUUCUUAACGUGCUUAUUCCAAUCUUCUGAAGAAUACAACAAAAACUCGUGUGGAAAAUAAUAAACAUAUUUGUAUUUACCAAUGAAAUCAUUACUUGAAUUUUCACUUAACUAAUGAGUCAUUAAAUUAAAAAAAAGUACCUCAUUUGACAUAGCACAGCUGACAAAUCAGUUGUGUUUAUAAGGCGCUACCGGUUACACGUUAGUAUUACGUCAUUAGUGAAUUCACAACGUGAACGUCAGCUGAUUUCAUUCAGUUUCUAAUUGAAUGAAAAGUUAUUGAAAUGAAAAUAAUAUUAUUGUGUUUACUGCUAUUUAUGUUUGGUACUGCGUCUGGUUGGGGGCCGGGUGACUUCGAAAAAUACGGCCCGAUGUACAUGUCGCUACGAUAUGUUAAAUGCGACCACAGCAGAGACUUGCAACUAGACGUGAGUCUCAUUGACGUGUACUUUUACGAUUUCUCCAAGAACUUCACGGGAGCAUACGGCAUCAAAGACGCCGCGAAGCAAAUCCUCUCGAUUCCAAAACUCGACAAAAAUAGAAAAUUCAUCAUCUUCAACCCUGGAUUCCGUUCCGAAAUCACAAAAAAGACUGAAGAAAAGAUAAGAGAUACGUUCCGAAAUUAUCCUAACAGCUAUUUGAUUAUAUUCGACCAUUCAGAAUACACUAAUGACAAACAAGGAAGUAAAAAGAAGAGUUAUGAAAGAUCAGUCAGACACGUUUACUAUAUCGGUAAAGAAAUUGGUAUAAUGCUUUCAGAUUUGAAGAGAGGUGGAAUUUCUCCAAAACAAAUGCACUGCAUUGGACACAGUUUAGGCAGUCAAAUGUUAGCGCAUACUGGAGAAACAUUCAUUAAUAUAACUGGUGAAAAGAUUGUUAGAAUAACAGCAUUAGACCCAGCCGGUCCCUGCUUCUCCAACAGCUUGAUUCAAGAACAGAUAAGAUCAGGAGUGGCAGAAUACGUAGAAGUUUAUCACUGCAACGCUGGUAUGUUAGGUACUACAAGUGUGUUGGGCGAUAUAGACUUCUUUAUCAAUAAAAAUGGCGCUGUUCAGCCUAACUGUCGUACUCCUUACAUACCUGGCGUGUUUGAUUCUACAAAAGCUGCUAGAUGUAAUCAUAAAACUUGUAUAAAUGUCUACACAGCUACCGUAGAUCAUCCCGAAAUGUUUUUAGCUCAUAACUGUGAUACUUACAAGGAGUAUAAGAACGGGGCCUGUUCUAGAAAUAAUGUGACCAUUGCCGGCUUUUGGAAUCCUGGUAACGCUACUGGUGUUUACUAUUUUUCAACUAAAGAUUUUGAUGUUUAAGCACCCGGCACAGAGUAUACAAUAGAACGUCAGAAACAAAUUUGUGAGUGGACAUUGCCAUUUCUGAGAUUACAUUAUACCUGUGAUUUUAGACUAGUUUUUUUAUAAAUUAAUUUUAGUUCUGUGUAGCGAAAAACUAAGAAUACAGAGACAAUGUAAAAUAUACACUUCGAAGGUUUUGUUUAUACGAAUUCCAAUAACUGUUAUGUUUAUUAGUUACAAGUAAAAACUCAAAUAUUUUCUCUAUAAUAUAAAUGAUCUG
Molecule: messenger RNA, 1790 nt
Organism: Amyelois transitella
Lineage: Eukaryota; Metazoa; Arthropoda; Insecta; Lepidoptera; Pyralidae
Product: pancreatic lipase-related protein 2
Exons: 2
Coding region: 503-1528 (341 amino acids)
Molecular function (GO): lipase activity
Source: RefSeq, a predicted model, not a curated record